CCCAUGGUGAGGCCGGGGAGCGCGGCACGCAGUGCGGGGCUGGGCUCGGCUCCGCUCCACCUGUCGUCUGGCCCGCCGCGCGGGAAAGGUUGGGGCCCCGGGGCGGGGACUCCGGAGGCGGGGCCAGGUGCGCCCCGGGACUGCCAGGGCAGGGGCGGUGCCACCUCAGGUCGGGCGGAGGCAGCGGGGCUCCCGCCGGCCAGGCCUAGGGGGGGGUUGCUGCGGCUCUCGGAGCCUCAGCUACCUCUGCAGGAAAAUGGGACACCAGUGCGCGCGACACGCGAAGCCUCCCGGCCACCGGGUUGUGCUGGGACGCUCGGGUGCGCUCCCCAGCCCUCCCCGUCUGGCCGCCCGAGGUUUGCAGAAAACAGGCCAGAAUGCGUCUAGUACAGCCCCUCCCACCCCUGCCCGCAGCCCGCGGAAUGGGACAGCCUGUGACCCAGUCAGACCACCUGGAGGGAGGUCUUUCUCUGGAAGAAGGAAGAGCUUCCCACCGGGA
This is a messenger RNA of Rhinolophus ferrumequinum (greater horseshoe bat), 499 nucleotides long. Its product is annotated as translation initiation factor IF-2-like. NCBI's taxonomy places the organism in Eukaryota, Metazoa, Chordata, Mammalia, Chiroptera, Rhinolophidae. The transcript has 2 exons. The coding region runs from base 4 to 387 and encodes 127 amino acids. The record is from RefSeq and is a predicted model, not a curated record.